AUGGUCGACUCAUCUCAACAUGGUCGACUCAUCUCAACAUGGUCGACUCAUCUCAACAUGGUCGACUCAUCUCAACAUGGUCGACUCAUCUCAACAUGGUCGACUCAUCUCAACAUGGUCGACUCAUCUCAACAUGGUCGACUCAUCUCAACAUGGUCGACCAUCUCAACAUGGUCGACUCAUCUCAACAUGGUCGACUCAUCUCAACAUGGUCGACCAUCUCAACAUGGUCGACUCGGACAUGUU
Molecule: messenger RNA, 246 nt
Organism: Mesorhabditis spiculigera
Lineage: Eukaryota; Metazoa; Nematoda; Chromadorea; Rhabditida; Rhabditidae
Source: the annotation of a GenBank genome assembly